CCAGAUCUCGACGACAAAAUGUCGAAUGAGAAACCCGGUCCGCUGCGAUCCAUAAUAGCGGGCGCCACGGCCGGCGCGAUAGAAAUCGCAAUCACAUACCCGGCCGAAUUUGCUAAGACAAGAACACAGCUUAAUAGAAGAUUAGCGGAUGGCCAGAAACUCCCGUGGCCGCCCUUUGGCAAGCAAUGGUACGCCGGCUGCACCACCCUGAUCAUAGGCAACUCUGCCAAAGCAGCCAUUCGAUUCGUCUCCUUCGAACAGUAUAAGCGCCUACUUGCCGACGAGAAUGGCAAAGUUUCCGGUCCUAGAAACGUCAUCGCCGGUUUCGGCGCCGGUGUCACGGAGUCGCUCCUCGCCGUCACACCUACCGAAUCUAUUAAGACGACAUUGAUCGAUGAUCGCAAGUCGGCCAAGCCUCGAAUGCGCGGAUUCUUACACGCCGUCCCGAUUAUUGCGAGAGAACGAGGAAUCCGCGGGUUCUUUCAAGGUCUCGUGCCUACGACCGCUAGACAAUCGGCCAAUAGCGCUGUGCGAUUCGGUUCAUACACAAGUCUCAAGCAACUCGCCGAGUCAUAUACUGCGCCCGGCGAGAAACUCGGAACGGUCGCGACAUUCGGUAUAGGGAGUGUAGCAGGUGCCAUUACCGUGGCUGUCACCCAACCUCUCGACACGAUCAAGACGAGGAUGCAAAGUAUCGAGGCAAAACAAGUCUAUGGCAAUAGUUUCCGAUGCGCGACCUUGAUAUUCAAGCAUGAAGGUGUCUUGACCUUCUGGAGCGGAGCGUUGCCUAGAUUAGCGCGACUGGUUUUGAGCGGAGGCAUCGUCUUUUCCAUGUACGAGAAGAGCAUGGAAGUUAUGCGGGCGCUGGAUCCGGAAAACAAAUACUUAUAGAUAUAAAUAUCGGUAAAAGUUUAUUAGACGGCUGCCAAAUACCCAGUACCUAGCAAUCGGGGGCGAUAUGACCGGAAUGGCGUUCCUCUUCUUCGGAUAGGGGUGGGUUGUAUGAUUACGUUCGAACUUCGCUAGAGGAAUUCAAAGCCUCUCGCCCAUAGAUUUGAUCGUGAGGCUACUGUUUAUGUACCUAGUACCUAGUCUGACCUUCGUACUAGAGCCUUGUGGCUGU
Annulohypoxylon maeteangense is the source of this 1123-nucleotide messenger RNA. RefSeq names its product mitochondrial carrier. The transcript has a single exon. NCBI's taxonomy places the organism in Eukaryota, Fungi, Ascomycota, Sordariomycetes, Xylariales, Hypoxylaceae. The record is from RefSeq and is a predicted model, not a curated record. Gene Ontology annotation, biological process: mitochondrial citrate transmembrane transport. Bases 19 to 891 code for a protein of 290 amino acids.